AUGUCUUUGGAAGCAGAAGUGCCUGAAUUAGGUCAAGAUGAUUCUCAAAGAGAAUUGACCAUAAAGGAAGAAUAUCAAUUAUGGAGAAAAAACUGUCGUUAUAUGUACGAGUUUGUCAGUGAAACCGCAUUGACAUGGCCCUCUUUAACAAUCCAAUGGUUACCAGAAAAUAAAACGAAUGAAGCAGAAGGCUUGAUUGACGCUAAGUUAUUAUUGGGGACACAUACUUCAGGUGAAGACACGAAUUACUUGAAGCUAGCUAGUACACAGAUACCAUUGUCAAAUUCAAGUAAUACAGAAGAAAAAUCAAACAAAAAGGUUACUUCCCGUAUUAAAAUCACCAAAAAGUUCGAAAACAACUUUGAAAUAAAUAGAGCCCGUUAUAUGCCUCAAGACCCGUCCAUUGUGUCUACAAUUAAUGGUGCAGGUGAAAUUGAUCUUUAUAAUUUGGGUGGUGAUCAAAAAACUGCGAUUGCACAUUUCACUCCCCAUGAAGACAAUGGUUAUGGUUUAUCAUGGAGUCCCCAUAAGAAAGGGUACUUGUUAACCGCUUCAGAUGAUAAAACAGUAGUCUUAACUGAUACUUCUAGACUUGAUGCUACGGAUUUGUCACAAGUUUGCAAAUUUACUACGCACAAAGACAUUGUAAAUGAUGCUAAAUGGCACCAAUUCGAUGAGAGCUUAUUUGGAUCGGUCUCUGAUGACAAGUACUUCUAUCUUUUCGAUAUCAGAACCCCAGGUGAACCGGUAUCCAAGUUCUACCAUCCAGAAUCGGAGGGAAUAAACUCACUUUCUUUCUCUCCGUUUUCUCAAUACUUGGUAGCCACCGGUAACGCCAACUCUAAUAUUAGUUUAUUAGACACCAGAAAAUUGUCUACGAAGUCUGCGGUUUCCGAUGGUUUACUACACACAAUGAUGGGCCACUCUGAUUCGAUCACUAGUUUGGAGUUCUCUCCCCAUAAGGAUGGCAUGCUUGCGUCUGGUUCGCAAGAUCGCCGUCUUAUCUUAUGGGACUUAUUCAAGGUCGGUGAAGAACAAGCCCAAGAAGAUGCCGAAGAUGGCUGUCCAGAAUUGUUCAUGAUGCAUGCUGGUCAUACUGGUGCAGUUACAGAUUUAAGUUGGUGUCCUUACAAAGACUGGACCAUUGGUUCAGUAGCCGAUGAUAAUAUUGUACACUUAUGGGAAAUCGGUAAGACUCUACUUAAUGCCGAGAAGGGAAUUGAGUUGAAGGAUACCGAUUUAGAAUAG
Molecule: messenger RNA, 1248 nt
Organism: Debaryomyces hansenii CBS767
Lineage: Eukaryota; Fungi; Ascomycota; Pichiomycetes; Serinales; Debaryomycetaceae
Gene: HAT2
Product: Hat2p
Exons: 1
Coding region: 1-1248 (415 amino acids)
Biological process (GO): regulation of gene expression
Cellular component (GO): cytoplasm; nucleus; Rpd3L-Expanded complex
Molecular function (GO): histone binding
Source: RefSeq, a predicted model, not a curated record